Zophobas morio is the source of this 2516-nucleotide messenger RNA. RefSeq names its product probable manganese-transporting ATPase catp-8. The annotation marks the transcript as partial. Gene Ontology annotation, biological process: transmembrane transport. The transcript is spliced from 21 exons. Gene Ontology annotation, cellular component: membrane. Lineage: Eukaryota; Metazoa; Arthropoda; Insecta; Coleoptera; Tenebrionidae. Gene Ontology annotation, molecular function: ATPase-coupled monoatomic cation transmembrane transporter activity; nucleotide binding; P-type transmembrane transporter activity. The record is from RefSeq and is a predicted model, not a curated record.
GUUACAUUGUAUGGAAAUUUUAACAAAUGUUAAGGUGCGACAGUAAAACGAUUACGUCGCUAACAUUGCAUAGACGGCGCCCUUUAUACCAGAGAUUGGAUGUGCUUAUCUUCAUAUUGCUUCUCUUUUAUACUUUAAAAUGGUGCUAUGACACCUCUGGUCGACAAUUAACUGAAACUCUUCAUAAGCAACGCGAUGUUCAGUUAUCAGAGUUUGAAGGAACUUUCGGUGAAGGGAUGGUUUAUGAUUUUAAUGCCCAUGAAAACGUUUUUGAUAACGUAGUUGGAGAAGAGAGCCCAAAUAAUAUCAGCGCUAUUGGAAAUGAAGGCGAUUACUCUUGGUUUUUUAAACCAGAGUCAUCAUGGUUUUAUCAAGUUGAAGCAACUUUUAACAAAGAAGAAGAGCUGCCUUACUUUUGGCAACCAGACUUUUGGGCAUCUUUCACUUUAUGCGUUAUUAUUUCUUUAGUCAUUCUUUGGCAGUUAUUGCAGUAUUGGUCCGUUAGUUUUAAAGCUUUUAUUACCUGUAAAACCGUUAAAUCGUUGGGAGAGGCCCACUUAGUCAAAGUUAUUCCUCGUAAGCACCGCGGAAAGCCUUCGCUGGUGGAGCUUACUGACUUAAAUUCUAAAAGGCCCAGCUUCGUUUUCCAGAAAGUCCGUUUUGAGUAUACUUGCGAAACUAAUUCUUUCGAGAAAGUAAAGUGCAAUUUAAAUACGCCUAUCUCUAGUUUUAUUAGCAGCACCGGGAUCAACAACGAUGAUGAAGUUAAGGAAAAGCGAAGGCGCUUCGGUCUUAAUCGAUUUGAGAUUCCCAUGCCCACCUUUUUGGAAAUGUAUAUAGAGCAAAUCACGUCUCCCUUUUUUGUGUUUCAAGUCUUUUGUGUUGCGUUGUGGUGCUUGGAGGAAUACUGGCAGUACUCUUUAUUUAACUUGGUAAUGAUACUCGGCUUUGAAGCUUCCGUAGUGCAAUCAAGAAGAAUGAACAUCCAAAAAAUUCGCGGGAUGGGAAACAAAGCAACCGCGUGUGAAGCGUUUCGGAACAAAAAGUGGAUUUUGCUUUCUACAGAAGACUUAGUUCCUGGAGACUUGAUCCACAUUCAAGGCGGAAAGGAGGACGAAGCAACUAUCCCCUGCGACUGCUUGCUUUUAGAAGGAUCUGCUGUUGUUAAUGAGUCUACGUUGACUGGAGAAAGUAUUCCUUUAUUAAAGGAAGCCAUCGCGCCUUCCGAGAGAAAUCUCGACGCAAAAAGCGAAGACAAGAUUCAUGUCCUUUUUGGCGGGACGCAACUUCUGGAGGCCCGAAACGAAGCCGGAAAAGUCACGUGUUAUGUACUUCGAACGGGAUUCGCGUCUUCUCAGGGAAAACUCGUUAGGCGAAUCGAAUUCAGUACUGAAAAGGUGACGGGCGAUUCUUUAGAGGCGGCUUUACUUUUGGGCUUUUUGCUUUGCUUUGCCUUGCUUUCUUCGGGAUACGUGCUUCAUCGCGGCUUGAGUGAAGGAAAGCGUUCAAGAUUUGAUCUUCUUUUGCACUGCAUUCUGAUUAUCACGUCUGUCGUUCCGCCGGAUCUCCCCAUGCAGAUGGCUCUCGCAGUGAACACCUCUCUGUCGGCUUUGAUGUACCUUUCUGUGUUUUGCACCGAACCCUUUCGGAUUCCUCUUGCAGGCUCCGUUUCGGUGUGUUGCUUCGAUAAAACGGGCACGCUGACUUCUGAAAGAUUGCAGGUAGCAGGAGUGGUUCCUUCCUCUCUGGAAGCACCAAAAAACUUCACCACUUUGAUUCCCGCUGAAAAUGCACCGAAAGAAUUUCGCCUGGUCGUUGCUGCCUGCCAUUCGGUCUUCUUUUCUUCCGGAAAACUCCACGGCGAUCCGCUGGAGGUCGCUGCUCUUCUGAGCAUCUCGUGGGGAAGCGAUGGGCGCUAUGCACUUCCGCUUGAGUUGUUUCAUAACGAAUCGAAAUGCAUGAAGGGGGCGCCUGUAGAAAUUCUUCAUCGCCAUCACUUUUUAUCUUCUCUGCAGCGGAUGUCCGUUAUUGCCAGCUAUUCUGAACAUCGCGGAAAUAAAAGGUUUUACUGCUUUGCAAAAGGCAGUCCUGAACGCAUUUACACUCUUUUGAAAGACUCUGUGAAACACAAACCUAUUUGGUAUAACGAAGCCUACACUGCGCUGGCCAAGGAGGGCUACAGGAUCAUCGCGUUGGCAUAUAGAGAACUCGCUAGUAAAGAAUUGCAGCAUUGCUGCAAAGACAGAGACCUUGCAGAAAGAAACUUGACGUUUGCGGGGUUUCUGACUUUCAACUGCCGUAACAGAAGCGACACUAAAGAAGUCCUCCAGGAAUUGAUAGAAUGCAAAAACAACGUGUGCAUGAUUACCGGCGACUCUUUGUAUACGGCAGCCCACGUGGCUUCCGAGGUUGGGAUUGCCCGUGCCGACAAGUCGCUCAUUUUGUUUUUGAAGAAAACAGAAGCUGAGCUUGCCUGGGUCGACUUUGAAUUCGAAUCGCUGCGCGUUCGUUAUUCU